GUCUGGUCCAGGCCUGACCUCAUCCGGGUCCCCUCCUUUCUGGCUGCAGGUGAACUGCAACUCCCAAAACCAAGGCCCCUUCCCAUUGACCCCUGCAGUAUCUUCAGUUGGUCAAGGGGCUCCUCUGUGCCAAGUCUUGUAUAGCAUUAUGUUAUUUAACCGUUGUAAUGUUUUAUUUAUUGUAUUACGGUGUAUUGGCAUUAAUUGCCAGUUUUGUAAGCUGCCCUGAGUCCAACGGGUGAGAAGCGCAGGGUAGAAAUAAUGUAAACGAAUAAGUCCAGUCCCAGUCCAUUGCCAGAGGGGGUCACAGAGUCAGUGAAGGUACUGCAAGUCCCGUCAUGCGUGGCCAGUGUGGUCCAGAUGUAUUUUUGGUUGGGUUCACAGUACUGUCUGGAUGUCGGUCAAGUACAACUCUUGUCAAGCAUGGAGUGAAUUCUCCCCAAACUUCUCUAGUAUGUUCUGUUGCUGAUCAAGUCCUCUGUGAACUUUGUGCCACAGGAAAGGGUAGGAAAGGGUCAAGGGAGAGGCGGUGGGUGGGGUCAUGCAAAUCAAGGAAGCCUGGGGUGUCCAUUCUGGAGGAGAAACAACAUCUAGGAGGAAAUAGUCCCCGCAUGAAAUCCUUGCUUCCCUUGGGUGGGGGGCAGGAUGGUGUCUGUGGGGGACACGGGCAGGGUCUGGGCUGCAUGUCCGUGGCACUCGCUGUAACCUGCGUGUCAGUAGAGGGAGGGCCAUGGGUGUCUCCUGUGCCAAGUCCGGUCCCAGUCCAUUCUCUUUGAGGGUUAUAGUUUCUCUGGAUGUGGGUCCUAGCCCAUUAUCUGGUGGGGGUCACAGUGUCAGUGAAAGUACUGCAAGUCCCAUCAUCCGCGGCACGUUUGGUCCAGACCCAUCGUAAGUUGGGUUGACAGUGCUCUCUGGAUGAUGGUCAAGUACAAGGUCAGGAGCUCAAUCCGACGUGGGCUUCGAACCCUUGGCCUUUCUUUCGGCCAGCAGUGAUCUCUUGUGUCUGGCUCUUAACCAUCUGCGCCACCGCCCGGUCCCUCCUCCCUCCUCCCCAGACCCCCCUUGGGUGUCCUCUGGGCAUCAUGCCGGGAGGAGGGCGAGGCAGGCUGCAGCCGAGGGUGCUCAGAGGGCUCUCAGCCGCCUUCCUCGUGCCUCCCUCGAGCCACCCUCCCGGUAUACAGAUGGGGAGGAGGGUGAGACACGCAGUGGCCGGGAGCGUGCCAGAAGGUUUUCUCUCUGCUGCCACGUGCCUCCCUCCCCAUAUUCUUGGCCUAAUGCCAAGAGUAUAGGAAGCAUGAGGAGGAGGGCCAGAGGGAAGCGCCCAGGGGGUCACAUCCACACACACACACACAUACCCCCGCCUUACUUUGUCCAUACCUGCCUUAGGGGGAGAAAAACAUUCUAUACAUGUAGUAAAUAAAUAAAUAUACUCUGCAUUUUGCACAAGCCCUUCUCCUACCUUCUCGAAUCUGAUCGUGCCCACUUUUUCCACUUACUGGUCGGUUGAUGUCGGUUUAUUAUAUAGUUUUAUGGUGUUUUUACUUUUUCUCGUUUCAGUUAUUUUGAUUAUAUUGUUUACUUGCUAUACGUUUUUUUAAUUGUGUUUUACCUUGGAAUCCUUGUUUAUGCUGGGCUUGGUCCCCAUGAAAGCCGCCACGAGUCUCUUCAGGGAGAGAGAUGAUGAUGGGAUAUAAGAAUGAAAUUAUUAUUAUGUAUACACAAUAUAUAGGUGUCAAGUGCAAAUGCAGUUGUAAAGUGUAGAGGGUGCAUGAGCAGCAUAGGUAUAGGGGUCUGAGCUAACUAAAGUGCAAGGCAGGCAGCGGGGAUUAUGAUCGCGAACUAAUUCAGUAUGGUGCAAUAUGGUUUUAUAAUGUGCCAAGGCACAUGAUAAACUUAGUAAAUUUCUCAUGCUCAGUAAGACAUUUGUGAGGCAUCUUCCAGGACAGGACUGGACAGAGUGGAUGCCGUUCUUCCCCAGGUUGGGCUUUAAUGGCUUAGAUUACUACGGACAUGUUCCUACAACCUUGUACACAUAACCCGUGUUUCUCUCAAUCGCCUUCACCUGCUGAAAACCCUUUCUCCACAACAGAGGGUAGGAAAUAGAGGCGGAAAUGGACAGGGUUGGAAAGGGCUGGGCAGGAAGGAGAGUUUCCCGACUGAGCUGUGCCUGUGAAUUUGCAUGCCGUCCUGUGGCUCAACCAAGGGAGUGAACAGCCCAACGGGGACUUAGUCCAGGCGAGACCAGCAUGCCUAAAUGGGGUGUUGAAUUUGCCAGGCAGGAAGGCAACGUCUUUGGCCUGAAAGGGAAUCUAGACGUUCAUGAAAUCAUCAAUAAAGGGAUCAUUGUGCCUCUUAAUAUUUAACUUAUGCUGGUAAUUCACGGAAACCCAUUAUUCAGAGUGAAUGACGCCCCGUCUAUGGUCUGUCUAACUGUCUGCCUUGUGCUUCUUUAGCCGUGUUUAGGUCAAGCCAACAAAAUCAAUGUGGCUCUUUAGUAUUGUACGAAGGUCCCUUUUUCUUCCGUCCGUCCCUCUUUCCUUCCAUCAAUCACUCAUUAUUUUCAUCCUCCCUCCCUACUUUCCUUCUUUCCUUCUGAAUCCAUCCCUUAUAGUUCAUAAAUUUGUGAUCACCUUUGGUUGUUUCUGUGUGUCCUUGAGACAAAAUGAAGUUCAACAGGGACAAAUGCAAGGUACUUCACUUCGGCAGAAAAAAUGGAAUGCAAAGAUACAGAAUGGGGGACGCCUGGCUCAACAGCAGUACGUGUGAAAAAGAUCUUGGAGUCUUCGUGGACAACAAGUUAAACAUGAGCCAGCAAUGUGAUGUGGCAGCUAAAAAAGCCAACAGGAUUCUGGCCUGCAUAAAUAGGGGAAUAGCGUCUAGAUCCAGGGAAGUCAUGCUACCCUCUAUUCUGCCUUGGUCAGACCACACCUGGAAUACUGUGUCCAAUUCUGGGCACCGCAAUUGAAGGGAGAUGUUGACAAGCUGGAAAGUGUCCAGAGGAGGGUGACUAAAAUGAUCAAGGGUCUGGAAAACAAGCCCUAUGAGGGGCGGCUUAAAGAACUGGGCAUGUUUAGCCUGCAGAAGAGAAGGUUGAGAGGAGACAUGAUAGCCAUGUACAAAUACGUGAAGGGAAGUCAUAGGGAGGAGGGAGCACGCUUGUUUUCUGCUGCCCUGCAGACUAGGACACAAUGGAACAAUGGCUUCAAACUACAGGAAAGGAGAUUCCACCCGAACAUCAGGAAGAACUUCCUCACAGUGAGAAGGGCUGUUCGGCAGUGGAACUCUCUCCCCCAGACUGUGGUGGAGGCUCCUCCUUUGGAGGCCUUUAAACAGAGGCUGGAUGGGGUUGGGGGUGCUUUGAAUGCGAUUUCCUGCUUCUUGGCAGGGGGUUGGACUGGAUGGCCCGUGAGGUCUCUUCCAACUCUACUAUUCUAUGAUUCUAUGACCCUUCAUAUCUCCAUUUCUAGGUAGUUCAAUUUUCAACAUGAGCCAUGAAAGGAAAAGAGGAUAGUCUUGGAAAUAAAGGAAGUUUGCAGCUUCAUGUUUAACCUUUUGCUUCUUCUUUCUUGAUCAGGGAAACAAAGACCCUAUGAAGGCAUAAAAAUAAAACAUCAGUAUCUAGUGGAGACUGAGGAAUUUGGAAAUCAAAGGGCAAUAAUGAAAGAAAUCCUGUGGGAAGAAGAAAUCCUCUCUAGGUGCCAAUCUUGUGGAACUCAAUUUUGACCAGAAAGAAAAAGAAUACUCACGUGCCCAUAUCACGUAACUGUUGACAUGGAGGAGAAACCCUAUACAUGCCUUGAGUGUGGAAAGCACUUCAGUUUGAGGAGCCAUCUGCUAUUGCAUGAAAGGACUCACACUGGGGAGAAACCCUAUACAUGUCUGGAGUGUGGACAGAGCUUUGCUCAGAAGGGACACUUACAUUCCCAUCAAAGGACUCACACUGGGGAGAAACCCUAUACAUGCCUGGAGUGUGGACAGGGCUUUGCUCGGAGGGGAAACCUAAAUUCACAUCAAAGGACUCACACUGGGGAGAAACCCUAUACAUGCCUGGAGUGUGGACAGAGCUUCGCUCGUAGUUCAGGACUACGUUCACAUCAAAGGACUCACACUGGGGAGAAAUCCUAUAACUGCCUGGAGUGUGGACAGAGCUUCGCUCACAGUUCAGCUUUACAUAGACAUCAAAGGACUCACACUGGGGAGAAACCCUAUCACUGCCUGGAGUGUGGACAGAGCUUCGCUCACAUUUCAGCUUUACAUAUACAUCAAAGGACUCACACUGGGGAGAAACCCUAUCACUGCCUGGAGUGUGGACAGAGCUUUACUCAGAAGGGAUGCUUACGUUCCCAUCAAAGGACUCACACUGGGGAGAAACCCUAUGAAUGCCUGGAGUGUGGACAGAGCUUUGCUUGUAGUUCAGGACUACGUUCACAUCAAAGGACUCACACUGGGGAGAAACCCUAUAUAUGCCUGGAGUGUGGACAGAGCUUUGCUUGGAGGGGAAACCUAAAUUCACAUCAAAGGACUCACAUUGGGGAGAAACCCUAUAAAUGCCUGGAGUGUGGACAGAGCUUCGCUCAUAGUUCAGCUCUACGUUCCCAUCAAAGGACUCACACUGGGGAGAAACCCUAUAUAUGCCUGGAGUGUGGACAGAGCUUUGCUCGUAGUUCAGGACUACGUUCCCAUCAAAGGACUCACACUGGGGAGAAACCCUAUAUAUGCCUGGAGUGUGGACAGAGCUUUGCUCGGAGGGGAAACCUAAAUUCACAUCAAAGGACUCACAUUGGGGAGAAACCGUAGAAAUGCCUGGAAUGUGGACAGAGAUUUUCACGGAAUGACAUUAGACAUAAACAUCAUGGAAUUCACCCUGGAGAGAAUGGUGUUAAUUGACCCCAGGGUGUCAUUCAAACAUGUACAAAAGCAACGCUUGCAAAUUUUGGAAAUGCGAGCUCAAAGUUGGGACUUUUCUUGCACUGGCAAGAGUAUGGAAAGGAAAGAGAACUCCAACAAUAGAAGAAUGGAUUUUAUAAGUCCUUGACAUUAUACAAAUGGACAAUCUAACGCAAAAUAUAAGAGAUGGGAAAAAUAAAACGGACUGGACAAACUUUACAGAAUUUAUGAGAAAAAGAAAACUGGACAUUGAUAUAGAUCUGUCUUACAUAUAAAGAACAUACUAACAAAGGAGGAUUGAAAUAAACAAACAGGAAAAAUCAGGAAAGUGAAAGAACAUUCUCCAAAGCACAGAUGGGAAGUCAACUCACUAUAUGUAUGUAUGUAUGUAUGUAUGUAUGUAUGUAUGUGUAUAUAUAUGUAUGUAUAUAUAUACACACAUAUAUAUAUAGUCAUUUUCCUUUUUUUCUUUUGUUUUUUUAAAAAUAUUUUUAUAUUCUAUAUGUGUGUGUGUGGGUGGGUAUAUAUAUACACACACACACACCUUUUUUCUUCCCUUUUCUUUGUCCUCUGUAAGCUAUUCACUCUACCUUUCUAUCUACCUAUACGAUGUUCUCCCACUUUUGAUGUAAUAUACCACAUAAAUCAAAUAAAAAUAUACACACAACAAA
This is a messenger RNA of Anolis carolinensis (green anole), 5558 nucleotides long. RefSeq names its product zinc finger and SCAN domain-containing protein 2-like. Gene Ontology annotation, molecular function: DNA-binding transcription factor activity, RNA polymerase II-specific; RNA polymerase II cis-regulatory region sequence-specific DNA binding. Lineage: Eukaryota; Metazoa; Chordata; Lepidosauria; Squamata; Anolidae. The transcript has a single exon. Bases 3772 to 4797 code for a protein of 341 amino acids. The record is from RefSeq and is a predicted model, not a curated record. Gene Ontology annotation, biological process: regulation of transcription by RNA polymerase II.